Molecule: messenger RNA, 530 nt
Organism: Echinops telfairi (small Madagascar hedgehog)
Lineage: Eukaryota; Metazoa; Chordata; Mammalia; Afrosoricida; Tenrecidae
Gene: TSTD1
Product: thiosulfate sulfurtransferase like domain containing 1
Exons: 4
Coding region: 21-368 (115 amino acids)
Cellular component (GO): cytoplasm
Molecular function (GO): thiosulfate-thiol sulfurtransferase activity
Source: RefSeq, a predicted model, not a curated record
GUUUCGGCAAUUGGCAAGCCAUGGCUGGAGUACCCACGGUCGCGCUCCCUGAGCUCCGCUUACUGCUCUCCGCGGGCCGGGCCCGCCUCUUCGACGUGAGAUCCCGGCAGGAGGCCGCGGCUGGAACCAUCCCUGGGGCGGUUAACAUCCCGGUGACCGAGCUGCAAAGAGCCCUGCAGAUGGAGCCAACCGCUUUCCAGGCUUUGUACUCUGCUCAGAAGCCAAGGCUGGACGAGGAGAACCUCGUUUUCUUCUGUCAGAUGGGCAAACGGGGCCAGCAGGCUACGCAGUUGGCCCGGGCCCUUGGAUACACAGGGGCUCGCCACUACGCUGGGGCCUAUAGAGAAUGGCUGCAGAAAAUGGGUUAGUUAGAAGGUGGUUUACUGAUUGGUCCAGCCCCAACCCGACUCCUCUCAAAUGACACUUCUGGGCCACCUUCACUAGGCCUGAUGAAUGAGCUGACCUGCUGGGCUGUGUAACUCCUUGUGUUGUGCACACCAAAACAUCAAAUAAAGAGCAACUUAGUCAGA